AAACUACGGCCCGGUCCGGCUUGUCGCCCCCGACUCCGGCGACUCCGCGACUGCGCACUUCCAACUCCGCCGCCGCCCGAGCCCGAGCGAAGCUGCCGAAGAAGCAAGCGUGGCUCCCUUCCCUCUCCCUCGGUCGACCAGAUGGACGGCCGCGUGAAGGUGGUGGGGCAGGUGGAGCGCGUGGACGGAACGUCGCUGACCUACGCGGAGUUCGUCAACCGCUUCAUGGCGCCCAACCGACCCGUCGUCCUCACGGGGCUCACCGCGUCCUGGCGGGCCUGCGAGGACUGGACGCUCCCCGGCCCCGGCGACCGCCGCCGCCCUGACCUCAGCUUCUUCGCCCGGAACUUCCCCUCCCCUCUCGUCCAGGUUGCUGACUGCUCCUCGAGGGAGUUCACGGACCAGAAGCGCCUUGAGAUGUCCAUGCAGGAGUUCAUCGAUCACUGGGUUGGAGACGCUCAUGGUGGCUCCAGUGCUGGGGAUCGCGAGAGCUCCCUGUUGUAUCUGAAAGAUUGGCAUUUCGUUAAGGAGUACCCUUAUUAUGUUGCAUAUACUACACCAACAUUCUUUGUUGAUGAUUGGCUCAACAUGUAUCUUGACAGUCACCGUAUACAUAGAGAUUCUGACAUUGCCAAUCAUAAAAAUGAAAUAAACUGUUCGGACUAUCAAUUUGUUUACAUGGGAGAAAAAGGAACCUGGACUCCUCUGCAUGCUGAUGUUUUUAGGUCAUACAGCUGGUCAGCAAAUGUUUGUGGGAGAAAACAAUGGCUGUUGCUACCACCAUCACAAAGUCAUCGUGUAUUUGAUAGGUACAUGAGAUCCUCGGUCUAUAACUUAAAUGAUGAUGUUUCUGAAAAGCUUUUUCCUGAAUUCAAUAAGACUGAAUGGCUAGAGUGCAUUCAAGAGCAGAAUGAAAUCAUAUUUGUUCCCAGUGGAUGGUAUCACCAAGUCCAUAACCUGGAGGAUACUAUAUCUAUAAACCAUAAUUGGUUUAAUGCCUACAACCUGCACUGGGUGUGGAACUUGCUUUAUGAAGACUACAAAGUUGCAAAAGAAUAUAUUGAAGACAUUCGAGAAAUAUGUGAUGAUUUUGAAGGGCUUUGCCAACGGAACUUGGCGGCUAAUACAGGGAUGAACUUCUAUGAUUUCUUCAUUUUCAUAGUGCGGUUUGCUUUAGCCAAUGUAAUUGAGCUUUACCAUCUUCAGCAGCCAGAGGUUGCAACAUUUUCAACAGAAACUGCACUCCCUUUUGUCUAUAAUCUGAAGUCAAUUCGUAAUGUUGCAUCAAAAAUGAUAACUACAGAGGCUUUCACUACUGAGAAUCUUCGUAGUAUUUCUGAAGAUAACCGUAAUGCUUUCUCCAAUGUCAAACAAAUAUUAGAAGAGGAGAGUUUCAGAAGGCUAUUGGUGACACUGUCACAGGCAUAUGAACACAUAGACAGAGGGCAAAGACAUUGUCUUAAAUCUUCUACUUCAUAUCAGAAGAGCUGUUUGUCAGCGAUCUGCUUGAACUCUGAUUGCAAUGUGGUUGAUCACAUUAUUUCUUUGAUCAGUGAAGUUUGUGUACCUGCAGAUUUGGUGACACUAAUUGAUAGUGCUCUCUCUGAUGGAUAGUUUUUAGUCCAUCUAGCAUGUGCCCACGUUUCAUGACGUAAACUCCAAACAUGAAGUUUUCUGAUGUGACAUUUGCAUAACAGUGGAAGGUCAAAAGAUUGCACCCUUUUGUGGCAAUCAGGCUGUUUAAUUCUUCCAUGCAGAAGAUGUCACUAAGGAUGUAAUUAUUGGUCAAAUCACCCACCUUUCUGAUAAUUGCAUUCAAGUUGGAUGGACAAAAUUUGCACUGCUUAUAUAUCCAAAUGAUUUCCAAAUAUUUUACUACAUUCAACCUGUCAUAUAUGACAGGUGGAGAAUCUUGACAAGACAAGGGUUAAAAGCUGUUUUGUACAAUCAAUCAAGGCUUAAGCGAGUGUUCAGCUGUGUUUUAAAGAUGUACUGUACUAUAUUUGAUGAAAAGUUUUCCUGGGGCGAUUGCUGCACAGCAGGAGCAAGAGCACCAAAUUAUAAUUAUUGCCUGUCUGGUGCUCAGAUCCAUUUGGGGACUAAGCAGCAGCAGGAGGGACAUGGAAACAAACAGAUCUGCUGGGUUUCCACUGCGAGUGUUGCUCCUGUCUCCUCUUGGCACUGCCAUCCCGUUCACCUUUCCAGCACCACGCCGUGCCCCUGUCUGCUGGAUUGUUGGCCAUUGCUGCAGUCCUAUGAUAUGCACUGUUCUGUUUUACCAGACAUGCCGAGGCACAAGAACAGGAGGAGCCACUCUAGAUUUCUCCAUUCGUCAAGCCUUGAUGGCUGCAACUGCAAGUGAUCGAUCUAUAACCGACAGGAGCUUCUCGGUUUCUCCGACAGGUAGCUGGGGCUCUUGACAACGCCGCAGUGAAUCCUGUCGCCUGCCGCUCAUUAUCCACUGGCUAGCCGUUGCAGGCCGAUGUCGCUGGUGCUGUUUGCCAUUGAACCUAAUGGAAGCAGCAGGGCUGUAAUGGCGUGCUUAAAUACCCCCUGUCUACAGGCAGAGGAGUUUGUUGCAGUGUUAUUGCCGGCAAUUGCAGCAGCUACCCGUGCCUAUCCCACAUAAUGCUAGUAUACUCCCAACAGCAAGGGACAAACGGAAAUGGUUGUCCUGCAGCCUGCAAGCCUGAAGCUGCUGCGCCCAGUUUGGCCGAGGAAUUGAAACACCAAGGACUCGAUGCCUGUCACCUCACUUCUUGGUGGUCUCGUGUUCGGACUUGGAAACACGCUUGGCUAGUUGGCUCCAGAGGCUGCCAUGCCAUCCACUCUUUUCUGCUUUCGGUGGCUGGCUCUGUUCCUCCUCACCUGUAGCUGUACGCUGUAGAUUCUAGUUCGUUUCGAUUUUCCGGGAGGCAGUGAACUGGAGCAGACCGACCCGUGAGGUGGUCCUGGUGUUCCGACUGUUCUAAGGCUGGGGAAAUGGGUGGAUUAGAUGCUUGUGCUUUGCUGCAACAUGGAUGAUGUAACUUGGACGUGAAGGAAGGGACAAAUGCCUUGGGAGGAAAAAGAAACAAAACAGAAGCUGUAUAUAUAUACACUCCCUACUGCUACACCUCUCUAGAUUCUAAUAAAGGUUAUUAGUAGUACAUACCAUAGCAUUGCCCAAAAUCCCGUCGCUUUGUGGGCUUCUUAUUCCUUUGAUUAUUGUUGCUACUCUGUAACUUAGUCAUCGGUAAAGGUGACUAUGUACUAAGACGCGAUCGAUUGCUUCCCGAGGCGUUUGAUUGCUUCUUGCAUUGCUUCAAUGUUGGUGCAAGAUUUUACAUGUGUGACUGUUGCUUAACGUUGAAGCA
Molecule: messenger RNA, 3356 nt
Organism: Panicum virgatum (switchgrass)
Lineage: Eukaryota; Viridiplantae; Streptophyta; Magnoliopsida; Poales; Poaceae
Product: 2-oxoglutarate and iron-dependent oxygenase JMJD4-like
Exons: 13
Coding region: 142-1614 (490 amino acids)
Biological process (GO): positive regulation of translational termination; protein hydroxylation; negative regulation of gene expression
Cellular component (GO): cytoplasm; nucleus
Molecular function (GO): histone H4R3 demethylase activity; sequence-specific DNA binding
Source: RefSeq, a predicted model, not a curated record